AUGAGAAACUUAGGUGUCGUGGCCUUUUUGCUUGCUCUGACCGUUGGCGCAGAGGUGCGCAUGCCGCUUUUUGUGCAAAAGCCGGGGGAUGCUGUGAAGGCCCCACUUGCCACCCUGGUUUACGACCGAGAGUCAAAUAUCGUUAAUGUCACCGAGGUAAAUGAGUCGCUACAGGAGGACUCGUACUGUGUAGGUGCACAAAUGGAUGAGAACUACUACUCAUGUUUCUCCUACGUCAAACUGAGGUACCCGUUGCACUAUGACCUCUACCUGGAUACCAGCCACAAUACACACCUGUUGUAUAAGCUAAGUCUAAAACCCAACCCUCGGGCUAGAGGCAUAGAGAGCUGGAUACGAGACCCCGAACUGGGGCCCGAGGCUCACCCAGUAAAACUUCGGAGGGUCACCAAGACCUACGAUGACAAAAAAAAAGCGAGUUUGAAAUCGGGCAGCGCCUCGUUCGAGGAAGAUAUUGACGUGGAUGAACGAUCGUUUUUGCAGAAAAACUGGAAGUACAUCGUCAUCGGACUUGUUUUGUAUGCACUUUCCAGUGCCGGCCAGCAGUCGUAA
Lachancea dasiensis is the source of this 570-nucleotide messenger RNA. NCBI's taxonomy places the organism in Eukaryota, Fungi, Ascomycota, Saccharomycetes, Saccharomycetales, Saccharomycetaceae. The record is from the annotation of a GenBank genome assembly.